Molecule: messenger RNA, 994 nt
Organism: Emiliania huxleyi CCMP1516
Lineage: Eukaryota; Haptophyta; Isochrysidales; Noelaerhabdaceae
Exons: 5
Coding region: 47-946 (299 amino acids)
Source: RefSeq, a predicted model, not a curated record
CGGCUGCGCUCAAGUCUCUAGAGAAGCUCAGGGUCGGGUCGGCGUGAUGCGCAGCAGCACCGCCGGCGGCCAUGCGCCACCAUCGCGUUGCAACUGUCAUGCUGCUGCGAUGGGUCUGGCCACCGCCGCGCUGCUCGCCCUCCUCCUCUUCGAGACGUCACGGGUCUCUGCCAGCCCAGAGCGGGUGCUCCGGCAGGCGCGUCACACUCGCCGUCGGAUUGGCGGCAGCGAGCUGCGCCCCUUUGAGACGCCGACUGAUGAUUCUCGCCUCUCGGCGGCAGACAUCACUCUCCUCAUCAACAGCGGAGCCCUCCCGUCGCUCUCUCCGCCUCCGCCUCCGUCGUCGCUCUCUCCUCCCAGCUCGCGGCCGCCGCCAACGGCGACCGCCCUGAGCGCUAGCCAGGCUGCCCUCGUCAAGUACAUGGUAACGCUCGGCUUCGCCACCGCCGAGGCGCAGGCGGCGGUCGAGGCGACGCAGCCGCAGAGCGAGAGGGAGGUUCACGAGAAGGCGCAGCCGUGGAGCCUCAGGCGGCGCGUCGAGGCCAACCGCGCCGAGUUCGGGUCGGAGCGCGAGGUGGUCUCAUUCGACCACAUGGACAUGGACGGGUACGCGCUCCGCUGGGGCUCCGACCACAUCGCCUCGUCGCUGGCGGACUGCGGCAGGCGCUGCCUCGAGCUGACGCCGGAGCAGCCGUACUACAUGCCGUGCAACGUCUUUGUGUUUUGCCCGCUCGAGAUGUGCUUCGCGCCGGCGCAGCUCCCGAAGGGGUCGCGCAAGGGUUGGUGCUGGCUCAAGAACCAGCCCGACCCGACCGCGCCGCAGGUCAACAUGAACGGCACGGACCGGAGGACGCAGACGGGCUUCGUGGAGUGGCAGGCGGGGGUCGUGGUCAAAAAGGGGAGUCGCGUGCGGACGGACAUCAAGUCGGCCCGCGCGUCAUGGUGACUCUCUGUGUGUUGCGGUGCCGCGUGUGGCCUAAAUAACAAAUAAUAA